CUCCACCAUCCGCCAGUUCUUCUGUCCCAACAAGACAUACAACGACAUGGCCACUCUGUUCUCCAACUCUCAGGAGGUGGCCAUCCACCAACUUUUCCACCAGGACGAAAAAGGUGGUUAACCUGCGUUUACCCACCACCAGACCUACAGUGCCGGUAGCCUACCCUCUUAGCCGAGGCAAUUUUACACACAUGAGCACACGCAGAACAGUGUUCAGAUGGGGAUAAGAAGUGCCAUCUGUGGACGGUGGUUGACCUGGCCUUCUUUGUCCUGAUGGGGGUGGUGGAAGGGCUGCUCGGGACUUUCUUCAACUACAUCAACAAGAGGCUGGACAAGUACCGCAUAAGACAUGUCCACCCCAAGGGUCCUGGAGAGCCUGCUGGUCGCCAUGGUGACGACGGUGGUGAUAUUCGUGGCGUCCAUGACAUUGGGCGAAUGUCGCGACUUGGCCUCCCCCACAACCAGCAACAACAGUACAGCGCCGGUGUCACUCAACGAAAACGUCAUCAACUCCACCAUCCGCCAGUUCUUCUGUCCCAACAAGACAUACAACGACAUGGCCACUCUGUUCUCCAACUCUCAGGAGGUGGCCAUCCACCAACUUUUCCACCAGGACGGUGAGACAGGACCUGACCUAGGAUCAGUUUGACAUUUUAGAUCAGGGUUUCCCAAUAGGCCAAAUUUGUCCCAUCGCUGAAUGUAAUUGGGGAGCCCUGUUUUAGGCCAUAAUGAAUGUGAUUAUGGACAGGCUUCCAUCUGAUCUGAAGGGCAAAACUUAUCCCCCUCCUGUACUAAACAGCAUGCUCAAUGAAGAAUCUCCAUGUAAAAGUACUUCUUAGUUCCAGGACCAGGCUUAUUCUGUGUUUUCUUUGAACAGGGCUGUCUCUAUUGGGUGGGUGUACGUGCGUUACAUUGUUUAUGGGCCUAAUAAUAAAGAUGUCAUCUAACCUUUUAAUGUGG
This is a messenger RNA of Salvelinus namaycush (lake trout), 960 nucleotides long. RefSeq names its product chloride transport protein 6-like. The coding region runs from base 350 to 649 and encodes 99 amino acids. Lineage: Eukaryota; Metazoa; Chordata; Actinopteri; Salmoniformes; Salmonidae. Gene Ontology annotation, molecular function: chloride transmembrane transporter activity. The transcript is spliced from 5 exons. The record is from RefSeq and is a predicted model, not a curated record. Gene Ontology annotation, cellular component: lysosomal membrane; intracellular membrane-bounded organelle.